GCUUCAUAGCAGAAAUAUCAACGAAUACCCUCCUAAAAAAAUCCAUCGUCUAACCUCUGGUUUGCUCCGCCAGAUAUAUGAUUUGGUAGCUUCUGAAUAAUUAUUUACAAACACCAAAAAAGAAGCCUUAAUUGCUUCUCUAUCUUGAUGAAUGAAAAACCCUUAUUACAGAAAUAUAAAUUGUGCAUUUUGUUAUGCCUACACAAACAAAAUACUAAGAUUCACAUUUUUACUCAUGGUUUAAGAUGUUUGUUGAUGUUAUGGCAUGAGGACACUCAAAUUUCUUUAAGAUACAAAAUUCAACGAAUUUUAACAAAAAGUUUUAGUAAAAUGAAAUUUACCAAUUCAGGUUUGACAGACAAGACCUCGGUUUGGCUACCAACGGAAAUAGAAGGUCUGUGAGAGAAGCUGCUGAAAUGGCGAAAGGCGAAGAAGUUGAAAAUGGGAGUGAUAGGCACAGCUUGUUAUUAGAGCUACCACUUGGGAAGGCAUCCAAGACUUUCAAUCUGGAGAAGACAGUUUGCAGCCAUGGAUUCUUCAUGAUGGCACCCAACCAUUGGGACCCAAUUUCCAAGACCCUCCUACGCCCUCUGCGUCUCACUCUCCUCCAUUGUUCUUCUUCCCCAUCGGUGAUGGUCCGCAUCUCCCAUCCCUCUCAUAGUCCCCACUGCCUUCACCUCCUUGUCUACCACACCGCCAUUGGCAUUGCCUCUCUUUCGUCUGAAAAUGAGCAAGCUUUGCUGACUCAGGUUUCGAGAAUGUUGCGGUUGUCAGAAUCGGACGAGAGGGUUUCUUCAGAGUUCCGCAAGGUUUACGACCCAACAGAGUCUUCCAGCAGUUUCGUUUGUGGUAAGGUGUUCAGGUCACCUUCUUUGUUUGAGGACAUGGUGAAGUGCAUUCUGCUCUGCAACUGCCAGUGGCCCAGGACUCUCUCGAUGGCUCAAGCACUUUGCGACUUUCAGAUAGAACUGCAACCGCAGUCUCUUUCUGCCAUGACUGCAGAUUUCAUUCCCACAACACCAGCAAAGAAAGAGUCCAAGAAGAAUCUUGAACAAUCCGAGGUUUCUGCAUGUUUAACUGCCCAGUUUGCUUCAGAGAUCAAUGGGUCAUUUGAAGAAGAAGUAGUAUGUAAAUCGGAUUCUCAUUUGCUUUCUGAUAGGAUUGGAAAUUUCCCCAGCCCAUCAGAACUUGCAAACCUUGAUGAGAAUUUCUUGGCCAAGCGAUGUAAACUCGGGUAUAGAGCAAGCCGAAUACUGAAGCUUGCUCAAGAUAUUGUGAAGGGUAGAAUUCAGCUAGGACAACUUGAGGAAACUAGCAUGGAAAGAAGCUUAUCCAACUAUGAUAAGUUGGCUGAUCAGCUGAAACAAAUUCAUGGGUUUGGUCCAUUUACAUGCGCCAAUGUGCUCAUGUGUAUGGGAUUUUACCAUGUCAUUCCAGUGGACUCUGAAACCAUCAGGCAUUUGAAACAGGUCCAUGCUGGAAAGUUUACGAUUAAAUCAGUUGGACAAGAUGUUCAAAAAAUCUACGCAAAGUACGAACCUUAUCAAUUCUUGGCAUAUUGGUCAGAAGUGUGGGAUUUCUAUGGAAAGUGGUUUGGGAAGCUUAGUGAAAUGCCUUGCUCUGAUUAUAAGCUUAUAACUGCUAGUAACAUGAGGAGAAAAACUAAAAGGAAGAAGACAGACUGAUGCAAGGAAACAUAGCAUGAAUCUGAAUGGAAUAAUCAAACCAAACAUGAGGAGAAAAACUAAAAGGAAGAAGACAGACUGAUGCAAGGAAACAUAGCAUGAAUCUGAAUGGAAUAAUCAAACCAAACAUUGCUAAUUAUUUUCUGUACAGUGCUUCACUUGAUGUCAUGUGCUUUAUAGGAUUGCUGACAAUUCCAUGCCUCAAAUUGUAUAAACAGGAUUACUUUUGUUAGAUCUUUCUGAACAACGUAUUUUGAUAUUGAACCAGUUUAAAUUAUUGUAAUUGUAAAAUUUGUAUGCACCCUAUGAGAUUAGAAGAGCA
This is a messenger RNA of Ziziphus jujuba (common jujube), 2007 nucleotides long. RefSeq lists its product as uncharacterized. Lineage: Eukaryota; Viridiplantae; Streptophyta; Magnoliopsida; Rosales; Rhamnaceae. The record is from RefSeq and is a predicted model, not a curated record. The transcript has 5 exons. Gene Ontology annotation, biological process: base-excision repair, AP site formation; DNA repair. Gene Ontology annotation, cellular component: nucleus. Gene Ontology annotation, molecular function: 8-oxo-7,8-dihydroguanine DNA N-glycosylase activity. The coding region runs from base 417 to 1685 and encodes 422 amino acids.